Podarcis muralis (Common wall lizard) is the source of this 1324-nucleotide messenger RNA. RefSeq names its product olfactory receptor 6F1-like. NCBI's taxonomy places the organism in Eukaryota, Metazoa, Chordata, Lepidosauria, Squamata, Lacertidae. Gene Ontology annotation, biological process: G protein-coupled receptor signaling pathway. Gene Ontology annotation, cellular component: membrane. The record is from RefSeq and is a predicted model, not a curated record. Gene Ontology annotation, molecular function: olfactory receptor activity; G protein-coupled receptor activity.
CAUGAAGUAUAAAGUGUAGAUGGAUGUACAUUCCUCAACAUUUAGGGAUAUAGAUAGAGAAGUAUGGAAGGAUACAUUUGGUUCUCCAUCCCUGUUCAUCACAUUCAUCACAUUUCUGACAUUCCUAAUAACAAAUGUAAAUAAAUGUUCUUAAAUAUAGCACAUUAAUCUUUCCCCUUUUUGUUCCCUUUUUGUUCCUUCUCCACAACUUUGCUAACCAGAGAGAAUGUCGACAUGGAAUAUUCUAACAGGAGUGUGGUAAAGGCGUUUGUCAUCUUGGGGUUCUCAGCUUCUCCACAGCUUUCAAUGCUGUUCUUCACCCUAGCCUUGGCCACCUAUGUUCUCACUGUUACUGCCAACAUCGUCAUCAUCUCAGUCAUUAAGGCAAACCCCAAACUACAGCGAACCAUGUACUACUUCCUAGGCAACUUCUCCUUCAUGGAGAUCUGGUAUACCACCUCCACUGUGCCGAAGAUGCUGGAAAGUUUCCUGGUUGGUGGGAGUACAAUCACUGUGGCGGGUUGCAUUGCCCAGCUCUAUCUUUUCUUCGCCUUGGGCUCCACUGAAUGCUUCCUCCUGGCUACUAUGGCUUAUGACCGCUACUUGGCCAUCUGCCGUCCUCUUCAUUAUCCAGCUCUUAUGACUCUGCAAGUAACUACAUGGCAGGUGACAGCAGCCUGGGUGGGUGGAUUUCUAGCUCCUUUGCUCCCCAUUGUCCUCAUCUCCCAGCUCUCAUUCUGUGAGCCUAAGGAGAUUCACCUUUUCUUUUGUGACGCUGGGCCCCUGUUGAGGCGCUCAUGUGGCAAUGCCUUUGUCAGCUCUACCCUAGUCACAGUUCUGGCCUCCUUUGUCAUCCUCAGCACCUGCUUGCUCACCAUGGUAUCCUAUACCUUUAUAAUCUCAACCAUACUUAGGAUCCCCUCAGCCAGUGGGAGACAAAAGGCCUUUUCCACCUGUGGUUCACACCUUACUGUGGUGGUGAUUUACUAUGCCACAGUUAUCUUCAUAUAUACAAGACCCAUUUCCCCUUCUCCUUCUAAGCUAGACACAGUGGCAUCAGUUUUUUAUGCAGUAGUCACCCCACUGCUCAAUCCAAUGAUUUAUAGCUUAAGGAAUAAGGAGGUAAAGGAUGCUUUGAAGAAGUUGAUGAGCAGGAACCGGGUCUUUGUUAAAAAUAUUGGAGCUAUGAUCAUGGUUUGCUGGUAGAAAAGACAAUAUGUGGGCAAAAUGCUCAUUAGCUCUGAUGUGCCAAACAGCAGUGGAGCAAGCUGAUUGGGCGCCUGGGGUGGUGCACGUGCCCUGUGCCCAGGGCCAGGGCCAGCCA